UGCCAAUCCCAGACAGAGGGCUGGAAGCCUUGAACCCCCGGAGUACGUCAGCUGUGGGGCCAGACGGGGCUCCCGGAACCCAAAACACAAGGGUCACGAAUCCUGCCGGAGUGGAGACAUGGCACGCGUCAGCGGCGGAGUCAUUCGCACUCGGCGCCCGCGGACGCCGCGCCAAGACUCCUCGGCCAACGCACGGGCCGUGUGAAAGUUGCUGGAGAGAGCCUCUCUUGCGCUCUUGAUGUGCUGGGCCAUAUAGAUAUAAAAUCAAGGAGUAGCCAAUCCUGCAUAAUGUCCUUAGCCCGAAACAGUACAGUUGGCUAUUCCUCGCCUACUCUUUCGUGUGACCGUGCCCCGCAUAAUGUUGCAGGGAACGAACCACUCAAACCAGCUCACCGAUGGCUCUGAUGCAGAGAAAGACUCUUGUACGCUGCCGGCCCAUGAUGGAAAAGAUGCGGGAAAGCAGAACAGUUCUGCUUUCAGGAGCUAUUUGCGGGUCUUCACAUACAGCGACCGAAUCGGCUGGCUCCUGAACUCGGCUGCCUUCAUUUGCAUGAUUGCUGCCGGGGCUCUACUGCCUCUUAUGGACCUCAUAUUUGGAAACUUUGUCACAGUGUUUAACAACUUCACGAUCGGAGCCAGCAGCCCGGAGGACUAUCGCUCCGACGUCAACAAGUAUACUCUAUGGUUUGUGUAUCUGUUCCUGGCCAAGUUUGCCCUCACAUAUGCUUGGACUCUUUUGAUUUCGACCAAUGCCAUCCGGACGACCAAAAACCUGAGGGUCGCCUUUCUUCGGCAAGCCCUGCGCCAGGAAGUUGCCUUUUUCGAAUCCUCUGAAGCUGGGUCGGUCUCCAGUUCCGUGACAACAAACGGCAAUCUCGUCAACCAGGGCAUAUCCGAGAAGCUUGGCCUGACGAUCCAAGCAAUCUCGACCUUCUUCGCCGCCUUCGCCGUGGCCUUUGCAGUGCAGUGGAAAUUGACCCUCAUAACCAUCUGUAUCGUUCCUGCAAUCCUGGUCGUUACGGUGGUCUGUUCGACGAUCGACACGAUCCAGGAGACCAGCAUGCUGGCCAUUUACUCCAGGGCUGGACAGUUGGCCGAGGAGGUGUUCUCGAGCAUCCGGACAGUCCAUGCUUUCUGGGCGUACCCGAAGCUCUCGAGCAAGUACGGGGCGAUCCUAGCCGAGGCGCGGGUUAUUGGCAACAAGAAAUCCCCCAACUACGCCGUCUUGUUCUCCGUCGAGUUCUUCUGCGUCUACAGCGGCUACGGAUUAGCCUUUUGGCAAGGCCUCAGGAUGUACAACAGUGGAGAGAUAUCGGAACCGGGGAAGGUAGUCACUGUCAUCUUCGCGGUUAUUGUUGCAGCCCAGGCCCUGAGUCAGGUGGCCCCUCACACCGUGACCAUCUCCAAAGCCGCCGCCGCCGCACAUGAACUAUUCAGAAUGAUCGAUCGCAGGUCCAACAUCGACUCCCUGUCCACCGACGGGCUUCGACCCAACGAGUGUCGUGGAGACAUCGAAUUCCGUGACGUCUCCUUUGCGUACCCUUCGCGUCCCGACGUGCCGGUGCUGAAGGGGCUCAGUCUCCGGGUGCCGGCUGACAAGACGACUGCCAUAGUGGGCGCCAGCGGAUCCGGUAAAAGCACCAUCGUGGGGCUGCUUGAGCGAUGGUUCUCGCCGCUGCAGGGCAGUGUCACGCUCGAUGGCAAGAAGGUCGACGAGUAUAACAUCCAGUGGCUACGUACCAGGAUCCGCCUCGUGCAGCAGGAACCCGUCCUCUUCAACGGCACUGUCUUCCAGAACGUAGCACACGGCCUGGCGGGAACUCCCAUGGCAAAACUUCCCGACGAGGAGAAGCGGAAGCUUGUAGAGGAGGCCUGCAGAGCAGCUUAUGCCCAGGAAUUUGUUGAGAAACUCCCAAAGCGCUACGACACCGAGGUCGGACAGCGGGGAGCAACGCUCUCGGGCGGGCAGAAGCAGCGCCUCGCGAUCGCGCGGAGCGUCAUAUCCAACCCGCGGGUCCUCCUGCUGGACGAGGCGACCAGCGCGCUGGACCCCAACGCCGAGCGCGUCGUGCAGAGGGCGCUCAACAACGUCGCCGUCGGCCGGACCAUGGUGGUGAUAGCGCACCGCCUGUCGACGAUCCGGGACGCCGACAACAUCGUCGUCCUCUCGCGCGGCGACGUGGUCGAGCAGGGCGCCCACGACGACCUCAUCGCCCAAGGCGGCGUCUACUCCCGCCUCGUGCGCGCGCAGGACCUCGGGCAGGAGAACGACAUGUCGGCGGCCCUGGACCAGGCGGAGGAGAAGGAGAAGCUUGCGCUGUCCAAGACCUUGUCUGUCCGUGAAACUCUGGGGGAAGCCGGCGCUGCCCCCGAAGCGCCCGAGAACGCCAUAAGCUACAGCUUGCUGAAAUGUCUGGCGAUUAUAAUAGGCGAGCAGAGGAGUCUCUGGGGUGUCUCAGGUCUUCUCGCCGUCGGUUGCAUCGUUGGCGGAGCUACGUAUCCGGUUUUGGCUAUCCUCUUCUCCAGGGUCAUGGACGCCUUCUCUCUCUCGGGGACCGAGAUGAUCAAGCAAGGAGACUUCUAUUCCCUGAUGUUAUUCGUUCUCGCCCUUGCAAACCUCGUGGCAUACGCGGCGCUGGGCUGGGUGUGCAACGUGAUUGCCCAGGAGAUCAUGCAGUCGUACCGCCACGAGCUCUUCAACAGCAUCAUGCGCCAGGACAUGUCGUUCUUCGACCGGCCCGGCAACACCACGGGGGCGUUGGUAUCCCGGCUGUCCACGGAGCCGACCCACCUGCAGGAGCUUCUGUCCAUGAACGUAGGCCUGAUCCUCAUCAUCGUCGUCAACGUCAUGUCCAGCUGCAUCCUGGCCAUCGUCACCGGCUGGAAGCUGGGGCUAGUCCUCGUCUUCGGCGCGCUGCCCCUGCUCAUGUUCUCCGGCUACCUGCGGAUCCGGCUCGAGUUCAAGCUCGACGACGACACGGCCUCACGCUUCGCCGACAGCGCGGGCAUCGCGUCCGAGGCGGUCACAGCCGUGCGGACGGUGUCGUCGCUCGCGCUGGAGCGGGACAUCAUCGGGCGGUUCGAGGAGAGCCUGCGGCGCAUCGCGGGGACGUCGGCCGCCGCGCUCGGCUGGACCAUGCUCUGGUACUCGCUGAGCCAGUCCGUAUCGUUCCUGUGCAUGGGCCUCGGGUUCUGGUACGGCGGGCGCCUCAUCUCGUUCGGCGAGUACACGGCCGCGCAGUUCUACACCGUCUUCAUCGCCGUCGUCUUCUCGGGCGAGGCCGCCGCCAUCCUGUUCCAAUACUCGACCAGCAUCACCAAGGCCCGCGGCGCGGCCAACCACAUCUUCCGGCUGCGCGCCGCGGUGCCCCGAGAGAUGAGGGACGACGUACCUCCCACCGCCGCCGGGGAGGACGGCGAGGGCGGCAGCCGGCGGCGGCGGCCGGCGCCCGAGGUGGAGUUCCGGGACGUCGAGUUCCACUACCCGCAGCGGCCCGGGGUGCCGGUCCUGAGGGGGGUGAGCACGCGGAUCCGGCCGGGCCAGUUCGUCGCGCUCGUCGGGGCCUCGGGCUGCGGCAAGACCACCGCGGUCAGCCUGCUGGAGCGUUUCUACGAGCCGACGUGCGGCGUCGUCGCCGUGGACGGUGCCGACGCCGCGUCGGUGCACCUCGGCCUGCACAGGCGCGGCGUCGCGCUCGUGCAGCAGGAGCCCGUGCUGUACCAGGGCUCCAUCCGGGAGAACAUCGCUCUUGGCGUCGACGAGGGCGCCGCCGCCGCCGACGACGACGACGACGACGACGACGAGAUCAUGGAGGCGUGCCGGCAGGCCAACAUCGCCGACUUCGUGCUGUCGCUGCCCGAGGGCCUGUCGACGCCGUGCGGGCCGGCGGGCGUGCAGCUGUCGGGCGGGCAGAGGCAGCGGAUCGCGAUCGCGCGGGCGCUGGCGCGGCGGCCGCGCCUGCUGCUGCUGGACGAGGCGACGUCGAGCCUCGACACCGAAUCCGAGAGGGCCGUGCAGGCGGCGCUGGACGCGGCGGCCAGGGCGGAGGGGGGCCCGGGGGGGAGGGCGCGAACCACCGUCGCGGUGGCGCAUCGGCUUUCGACGGUCAGGAACGCGGAUGCCAUCUUUGUGUUCUCGCGGGGCCGGAUCGUGGAGGCGGGCACCCACGAGGAGCUGCUGGAGGAGAGGGGGAUGUACUACGAGAUGUGUCUGGGGCAGUCGCUGGAUAGGGCGGCGUAGGAUUGCUACAAAUCACGGCGUGUUGGGCUGGGGAGAGCGAGGAAGUGUAUAAACUUGUAUACUACACAUAUAUCUACUACCUUUCCCCUCAUCGUAUAACUAGAUAGACAUAGAAAGAGAUGAUGGGCGACCGCCAAAAAAAGCAGAUAUCAAAACAAUUAUGGAGGGCUUCAUGCUCGGGAAACCCGGAGAGCUCAAAUUAGGUAUCUCCACAGACAUGAUGCGCCAAUGGGCGCUAGCAAAGCACCCCUGAAUCCUCCCGAGAAUCUUACGAGAAAGACCUCACAGGCAACCUGCCAAGUUAAGAGAGACAUUCCCUCCCAACAACCAACCGCCAACGCCACGCCAUGGCCAAAUCAACAGCAGCAGCGGCAGUCAUGCCGCCAUCCACGCGGCCCCUCAACUUCCUGGUGGGCGCCAUCUUCAUCGUCCUGACCGC
Molecule: messenger RNA, 4679 nt
Organism: Phialemonium atrogriseum
Lineage: Eukaryota; Fungi; Ascomycota; Sordariomycetes; Cephalothecales; Cephalothecaceae
Product: P-loop containing nucleoside triphosphate hydrolase protein
Exons: 7
Coding region: 359-4240 (1293 amino acids)
Biological process (GO): transmembrane transport
Cellular component (GO): membrane
Molecular function (GO): ABC-type transporter activity; ATP hydrolysis activity; ATP binding
Source: RefSeq, a predicted model, not a curated record